GAGGAGCCCCCCGCCCUCCCCGCGCCGGGCCCGCGUAGCUCGCCGGAAUCCGGUACCGCGGCCGCAUCGGGUCGGCCCCUUCCGCUCGUCCCGGGCUCCCGGUACGGGUAUGCAGCUUCUGCGGGCACUGAGGCUCUGGGGGCUCGGCGCCUCCGCAGGCCUGCUAGCCGCGGCCCGAGCCCCCGCCACCCGCCCCGGCCACGGACCCCCGCCCCGCCUCCGCGCCCCGCCCCGCCUCCGCGCCCCGCCCGCCAAAACCCGGCCCCGCCCCGGCCUCCGCCUCCGCCCCGGCCUCCGCCUCCGCACCCGCCUCCCGGCUAGCCCCAGGCCGCAGCGCCAGGCCGCAGCCGCCUGCAGAGACCCGCCGCCAGCCAACGCCAGCACUAUGGAGCGCACCGGAGCCGGAGGAAUAAAUUCCAAUGAGUGUGAAAAUGUAUCAAGAAAAAGGGAAAUGUCAGAAGAAUUUGAAGCCAACACAGUGGAUUCUCUGGUAGAUUUGCCAUUUGCUACUAUCAAUAUUGUAGAUGAUUGUGGAAUCACUGUUGUACCUCAAAUUAAUUUGGAGAGAAGUAAAGAAAAUGAAUGGAACAAUGAAGAUAAAAUAAAGAAGAGGAAAAAAAGGCAAAAAGAUUAUCAACCCAACUAUUUCCUAUCCGUUCCGAUCACCAACAAAGAGAUUACAAAAGGAAUUAAGAUCCUGCAAAAUGCAAUAAUACAACAAGAUCGGCGACUGGCCAAAGCAAUGAGCAGUGAUGGUUCCUUUCAUAUUACCCUGCUAGUGAUGCAGUUAUUAAAUGAAGAUGAAAUAAACAUUGGUAUUGAUGCUCUUUGGGAAUUAAAACCAUUUGUGGAAGAAAUCCUCCAAGGAAAAACUUUGACUUUGCCCUUUGAAGGGGUUGACACUUUUGGAAAUCAGGUUGGAUUUGUGAAGCUGGCAGGAGGAGAUCACAGAAACCUACUUUUGGAGAUAGCAGAUGCUGCAAAAAGGACAUUUCAAGAGAAAGGUAUCUUGGCAGGAGAAAGCAGAACCUUUAAGCCUCAUUUGACCUUCAUGAAAUUGUCCAACGCACCAUGGCUCCGGAAGAAGGGAGUGAAAAAAAUAGACCCCAAAUUCUAUGAAAAAUUUAUCAGUCACAGAUUUGGAGAAGAAAUGGUACAUCGCAUAGAUCUUUGCUCCAUGCUGAAGAAAAAGCAAAGUAAUGGUUAUUAUCACUGUGAGUCUUCAAUUGUGAUUGGUGAUAAGAAUGGAGGUGAGCCCGAUGAUGCUGAACUGGUAAGGCUCAGUAAGAGGCUGGUGGAGAAUGCGGUGCUCAAGGCUGUCCAGCAGUAUCUGGAAGAAACACAGAACAAAAACAAGCCAGGGGAUGGGAGCUCUGUGAAAACUGAAGAGGCUGAUAGGAAUGGCACUGACAGUGACAACAACAGGAAAUGAGACCCGAAGGCAGGCAGGCCCCCGCCGCUCCGUGAGAAACAUCCCUGCUCCCCUCUGCCGAGUCAAUGGACUAAUUUGCAUUGUGCUAUUUAAGUGUCUCUUGUCCGAUCUGUGGAGAUUGCCUAAUACUUUCAUGAUCGAUGUGUUUGCAUUCCUGAAACACAGCAGAAGAGAAAUGGAGUGCUGGGACUAUCAGAGGAAAUUAAUUCACGAAGGAAGAAUGGCCCCGGUUUCACUUGCCCUCAGCCGAGGCUGUGGGAGAGAGGAUUUUGUGUGAUGCCUCGUGGACUCAAAUUAAAGGCCACGGAAGGGGCCUUGCCGUGAAUGGAAUACUGCCAUUUAUAUUGCUUAGCGCAGGGCAUUUGACUACUUUAUCUGAGGCCAAAACACACACAGAGCUAACAAGUGCUACGAUUAAGAUGAUCACUGUUGAAAUUAUUAUCCAUAUAGCUAGUCCAUAAUGUUUCAUGUUUGUCCUAUGUGUGCUGUCGCUAUGCAGUGAUCUUUAUUUACAGGAAGUUUGUUUCACGUAAAUGAUAUAUUUUUGGUGAAAUGCAACCUUUUCUAGAAAAUGUGGGCAGCAUUUUAAAGGUUUCUUUUUAACCCUCUUUUGAUAAGUCAGUGUGCCAUAUUUAAUGUUUUUCAUUGGCAUUUGUAUGUAAAAUGUAUCAUAUAAUUUUUUUUCCGUAGGCCAGAAACCUAUUGGAAUCCAGGACUUAAUUAAUGAAGCUUUGCAUCGAGAGAGGAUGGGUCUGCAGUCCAAAGUGAAACAGAUAAAGGAAC
Molecule: messenger RNA, 2215 nt
Organism: Kogia breviceps (pygmy sperm whale)
Lineage: Eukaryota; Metazoa; Chordata; Mammalia; Artiodactyla; Physeteridae
Gene: AKAP7
Product: A-kinase anchoring protein 7
Cellular component (GO): cytosol
Molecular function (GO): protein kinase A regulatory subunit binding
Source: RefSeq, a predicted model, not a curated record